UGACCCCCGCGUCGGCCAACCGGCACGCAGGGAUUUGGGGGGCAAAGCGCGGCCCCGCGAGCAGUUGCGGCGGGAGAGCGGCGGGCCGAGAGCGUGACUCGCCCGCUCCGGCGCUGCCUGCUUCCCCGCCGCCGCCUCCCGCCGCCGCGCGCAGCCAUGUCCGAGGAAAAGCCCAAGGAGGGGGUGAAGACCGAGAACGACCACAUCAACCUGAAAGUGGCCGGGCAGGACGGCUCCGUCGUGCAGUUCAAAAUCAAGAGACACACGCCGCUGAGCAAGCUGAUGAAGGCAUACUGCGAGAGGCAGGGCUUGUCAAUGAGACAGAUUAGAUUCAGGUUUGACGGGCAGCCGAUUAAUGAAACAGACACCCCCGCGCAGCUGGAGAUGGAAGACGAGGACACCAUCGACGUGUUUCAGCAGCAGACGGGGGGCUCGCGCGGCAGCCGCUGCCGCUAAGGGCGCCACCUCCACAGGGACCGCCCCCACCGUGUCUUCGUCCUCGCGUCCGCUGUCGAAGAGUGAGCAAGUGGCCAUGCCGGUCACAAAGGAGUCUGCAGAGACCCGAGGACUGUCACCAAAGUCACUUUCCCUCCGACAUUCGGCGAGGGCAACUCCGAACUCUGUGUGCGGGGCCACGGCUGAGACCCGGCCGGUCACACUUGUCUUUGCGUAAAACAAGUUGCAAGGUUUCUUUUGGUUUGUUUUUGCUUUCGGUUUUGUUUUCCCUCCCCAGAGCGUUCCCCAAACUGUGGUCUGCAGGUCCGCUCUUCGUCCCGAUGGGGACCUGAGCCCGGGUAUCGAUCCCCACCCCCCACCGCUUAUUCCAGCCGAGAACCCCCGGCACCGGAGUGGGGGUGCUUCCGUUGGACAGGUUUUGGGGGCGAUUUGGGAUUGGGAGACAAACUUUCACUGUCUCGUUUAGGCACAGGUCUUUAAAAUGCUAAAUACUGCAUUUCAGAAUACGGUAAAGUUGAAGGGAAAAUACUGGAAUGCUUUUUUAAAAGGUAAAAUGGAAGAUAACCAGGUCCUUCAGAACUCAGCCCUGGGUCCCUGCUCCUCGAGAGACCCUGUGGGCAGGGUCUGGGGGCCGGGAGCCGUCGCCACUCACUGCCAGCUGCCCGGUGCCAUGGUACGGGCAAAGGUCAGUGCAGCAAAAACUGGCUUUUCCCCCAAAUAGAGAAGAACGCAAUCCCCACAUUUCUCACCUGGUAGUAGUGUGGGGUUUCACGCUCCUCCUCGUGUUUGCUUCGGGUAAUUAUGGUGUGUGUAGAAGCAAGCAAGAUUCAGUAUUGCUGAAUUUGCACUUAGAUUUUUGUGUAAAAGACCUGCUUCCAGGUGCGUUACCAGUGACACCGGUGCAAAGGUGACCCUGCGACGCCCUCCUGGACUCGGGCUGUGCUGCUUUCCAAACGGCCGUGGGGUUUACGCUUUAGUACGUGAUUGUGCUUCUGUGACGUGUUGGGAUCUGCACCGAUUAAACUCUGAUAGUUUUCUUCCCGUUGUUCUGUAUGGACCCACGGCUGCCCUGUUCUAGUCAUGGCGUGUGACCGUGACCGUCCUCUCUUGCUUGCCUGAAACCUUGCUGAAGAUGUUCGCAUUUCCUUGUGUUUCGCUGUUUGGGCGUGGGUGGGACGUCUGCUGGCUCUGUUGUGUUUAUUCCCCGAUUUGUAUAUUGUUUGUCGUCCUUUGCUACUGUAAACAGUAAAUAUAGUUUGGUAUUCUGUC
Hyaena hyaena (striped hyena) is the source of this 1725-nucleotide messenger RNA. It is a transcript of the gene SUMO3, whose product is annotated as small ubiquitin like modifier 3. NCBI's taxonomy places the organism in Eukaryota, Metazoa, Chordata, Mammalia, Carnivora, Hyaenidae. The coding region runs from base 157 to 456 and encodes 99 amino acids. The record is from RefSeq and is a predicted model, not a curated record. Gene Ontology annotation, cellular component: nucleus. Gene Ontology annotation, molecular function: protein tag activity; ubiquitin-like protein ligase binding. Gene Ontology annotation, biological process: protein sumoylation. The transcript is spliced from 4 exons.